CCGCGGGGCCGCCGCCCGCGCCGCGCCGCCAUGGAGGCCGUGAAAACCUUCAACAGCGAGGAUUGUGCCUCCACUCCUGCGUGUACAGACUGCUUUUCCAGCAGCAUGGACACAAGAAGCAUAUUAUAUUCGCUGAAUGACUACAAACCACCCAUUUCUAAAGCUAAAAUGACCCAGAUUACUAAGGCUGCCAUCAAAGCUAUUAAGUUUUAUAAACAUGUGGUACAAAGCGUAGAGAAAUUCAUUCAGAAGUGUAAACCAGAAUACAAGGUACCUGGACUUUAUGUCAUUGACUCCAUUGUACGACAAUCGCGACAUCAGUUUGGCCAAGAAAAGGAUGUCUUUGCACCCAGAUUUAGUAAUAACAUCAUUAGCACUUUCCAGAAUCUAUAUCGUUGCCCCGGGGAUGACAAGAGUAAAAUCGUGAGAGUAUUAAAUCUUUGGCAGAAGAACAAUGUCUUCAAGAGUGAGAUCAUCCAGCCUCUGUUGGACAUGGCCGCCGGGAUCCCGCCUCCAGUUGUGACCCCCGUCUUGGCCAGCACGACAGCUGCUAUGAGCAAUACCCCCGGAACGCCUGUGACCCCUGUCACUCCAGCCAAUGUGGUCCAGGGCUUACCUGAGCCCUGGAUGUCGCAGAUAACAAACACAGACACUCUUGCAGCUGUCGCCCAGAUCCUACAGAGCCCUCAGGGGCAGCAGCUUCAGCAGUUGAUCCAGACGCUGCAGAUCCAGCAGCAGAAGCCUCAGCCCUCCAUCCUGCAGGCCCUGGACGCGGGGCUCGUGGUCCAGCUGCAGGCACUCACGGCCCAGCUCACUGCCGCGGCCGCCGCCGCCAACACGCUCAAUCCCCUGGAGCAGGGCGUGUCCUUCCACAAGAAGUUGAUGGAUAGGUUUGAUUUUGGGGAAGAUUCUGAACAUAGCGAAGAACCGAAAAAGGAAAUUCCAGCUUCACAACUCGCCCACGUCUCGGAGUCUGUGAACAAUUCCAUCUUUCAUCAGAUAGCGGAGCAGCUGCAGCAGCAGAACCUGGAGCACCUCAGGCAGCAGCUCCUGGAACAGCAGCACCCGCAAAAGGCAACCCCUCAGGACAGUCAGGAAGGAACGUUUGGGUCCGAGCAUUCUGCGUCCCCCUCACAAGGCAGUAGUCAGCAGCAUUUCCUGGAACCUGAAGCAAAUUUGGAUGACUCCAUAGAUAUUCAACAGCAGGAUAUGGAUAUAGAUGAAGGGCAAGAUGGAGUGGAAGAAGAGAUCUUUGAGCAGGAAGCAAAGAAAGUGGCUGUUCGUUCAAGAUCAAGAACACAUUCGCGGUCACGUUCAAGGUCACCAAGAAAACGAAGGUCCCGGUCUCGCUCUGGCUCUCGCAAGCGCAAACACAGAAAGCGCUCACGGUCGCGCUCCCGAGAGAGAAAGAGGAAGACGUCGCGCUCCUACUCCAGCGAGAGGAGGGCUCGGGAGCGCGAGAAGGAGCGGCAGAAGAAGGGCUUGCCGCCCAUCCGCUCCAAGACGCUCAGCGUCUGUAGCACGACUCUCUGGGUUGGCCAGGUGGACAAGAAGGCCACGCAGCAAGACUUAACCAACCUGUUCGAAGAGUUUGGACAGAUCGAGUCCAUUAAUAUGAUUCCUCCCAGGGGCUGUGCUUAUGUCUGUAUGGUUCAUCGACAAGAUGCAUUUCGGGCUCUUCAGAAACUUAGUUCUGGAUCAUAUAAAAUCGGAUCGAAGGUUAUUAAGAUUGCGUGGGCUUUAAACAAAGGUGUCAAAACAGAAUACAAACAGUUCUGGGACGUGGAUCUUGGAGUAACUUAUAUACCAUGGGAAAAAGUGAAAGUGGAUGACUUGGAAGGUUUUGCAGAAGGAGGCAUGAUCGAUCAGGAAACUGUCAAUACCGAAUGGGAAACUGUCAAACCUGCGGAGCCCGUGAAGGAGCCGGUGCCCGCAGCUCAGAGCCCACCUCCCGCCGAGAAGGAGCCGGUGGUCACCAGCCAGGCGGACGUGUACCCACCACCUGUGGCCGUGUUGCAGAUUCCAGUAGCACCAGCUGUGCCUGCUGUCAGUCUAGUGCCGCCAGCAUUUCCUGUGUCGAUGCCCGUUCCUCCUCCUGGCUUCAGCCCGAUUCCUCCGCCUCCUUUCCUGCGAGCAGGUUUCAACCCUUCACAGCCACCUCCUGGUUUCAUGCCACCUCCAGUCCCCCCUCCCGUUGUGCCACCACCUGCUGUCCCACCAGUCGUUCCAACAUCUUUAGUGCAGCCGCCGCUGUCCAUGACUCCAGAGACCGUGAAAGAAGUUGGAUUCGGUGGCCUGAUUCUGCCGGGCGCUUCCGUUGCUGGCAGUCUCGCUACUCCGACUCUGCCGGCUGGGAAUGUUUUUAACCCUGCAACGAAGCAAGGAGAGCCUGAAGACAAAGUACCUCAUCUCCUAGACCGCCAGAUCUCUGCUGGUGAGAACGCCAGGCCCGUGAUUCCAAAUGAUAUUUCAAGUAGCUCUGCGAUUUUAGGAGGACAGCCACCAAAUGUGACGAGCAAUUCUGGAAUUCUGGGAGUCCAAAGACCAACUAUAUCGAGUAAUGCGGAGAUUCUGGGAGUCCGUCCGUCUAAUGUUCCCAGCAGCUCUGCGAUGCUGGGAGCCCAGCCCCCGAACAUUCUCAGCAACUCGGGGAUGCUGGGGCUGCAGCCGCCAAGUGUGUCGAGUAGUUCUGGACUCAUGGGUGUGCUGCCCCCUCACAUCCCUAGCAACCCCGGGCUGAUGGGAGGACAGCCACCAAAUGUCCCGAAUGCUUCUGGACUCAUGGGGACACAGCCACCAGCUGGACCUCAGAACUUACCCCCCUUAAACAUCCCUGGUCCAAGGAUGCCUGCAAUGCCAAUGCUGGACAUUCGCCCAGGGCUGAUCCCCCAGACACCUGGACCAAGAUUCCCUCUAAUCCAGCCUGGAAUUCCAGCCCAGAGAGGAAUCCCUCCUCCGUCGGUACUUGAUUCAGCUCUUCAUCCACCACCCCGAGGCCCUUUUCCUCCAGGAGAUAUAUUUAGUCCACCAGAGAGACCUUUCCUGGUUCCUGGAAGACAAAGUAUAGACAGUGUUCCUAAUGCAGAUAAAAGGAUACCGGUUGGGAAUGAAAACAUUCAGCAGGAAGGAGACCGAGAUUACCGGUUUCCUCCCAUGGAGCCCAGAGAGAGCAUCCGACCUCCCCCGCUAGAUGUCAGGGAUGUGGUCGGACGGCCCGUGGACCCGAGAGAAGGCCCCGGCAGGCCCGCGUUAGACGGUAGGGAGCACUUCGGAAGGCCUGUCGAUAUAAGAGAGAAUCUUGUGAGACCUGGUCUAGAUCAUUUGGGGCGAAGAGACCACUUUGGCUUUAACCCGGAGAAACCCUGGGGGCCCCGAGAUUUUGAUGAAAGGGAGCACCGGGUAAUAUCUGUCUUCGGGGGUCCAAAAGGCUUACAUGAGGAAAGAGGGCGCUUCCGGCCUGGCGCCUAUCGAUUUGAUCCUAGAAGUGGUCCUUGGAACAGAGGAUUUGGACAAGAAGUUCACAGAGAUUUUGAUGACCGCAGAAGACCGUGGGAGAGGCAGAGGGAUAGGGAUGACAGAGAUUUUGAUUUCUGCAGAGAAAUCAAUGGAAACCGCCUUGGACGCGAUAGAAUUCCAAACGCUUGGGCGCCCCCUCCUCAUGCUCGGGUGUUUGAGUUUUUCGAAGGGGCCACUUCCCAGCGCAAAGGUGAUAACGUGCCUCAGGUCAACGGGGAGAAUCCUGAGAGACACGCUGCGCCCCCGCCUCUACCUGUGCAGAGUGAUCCUGAACUGUAUGAGAAAAUGGCACCGGCGACUGACAUUAACAAGGAGAAGAGUGACACAGUUGCUGAUAGAGAGAGUGACCCAGUGGUAGAAAGCACAGAAACUGAGGGGACAUAAUCAUCGCUCAGUAGGCCAGAGUGAGUCAGAAGAUAAUGGAGCUUCUCGGGCGAGGAGGAGGCGAUGGAGGCCGUCCCACGUCUGGGCCCGGUUUCAGGCGAGGUUCGUGGCAAGCCCCGUGUGCUCCCGGCUGUUCCCGGCCCCAUCUACACAAGCUCUUAAUGAGCCGCCCGGGGCUCCGCAAGGCCAGGGGGCGGAGAGAAGUACUCCCACCCGUCACCCAGACUCUCGCCCGGCGGGGAGCGAAGACAGCGUGGCCCUGACCUCCGUGCCCCACACGGUCACCUGUGACCCCCGUGCCCAAGUCCACUCUGCGCACCCCAGAAUCCAGCCCCACACUCAGACUGCACUUUGCAAAGGAAUUGCAGUACUGGCCGUGACACCGGGCAGAGCCGCAGCCGGGAGAGCCGCCCGCCCGCCCGCCCACCUGACCAGGCCACUCUCCAGGAAGCUGUCCCCACUGCCUGCAGCUGUCCUCUGUCCCCGCUCUGCCCGCGCGGGUCCUGGGACCGUGGGGGGCUGCGAGGUGGGUGUCACCGGCUGCCCUCUGGGAAGGCGGUGGCUGGCAGGCUGUGGAACUGCAU
This is a messenger RNA of Sorex araneus (European shrew), 4484 nucleotides long. It is a transcript of the gene SCAF8, whose product is annotated as SR-related CTD associated factor 8. Gene Ontology annotation, molecular function: RNA binding. The coding region runs from base 31 to 3900 and encodes 1289 amino acids. NCBI's taxonomy places the organism in Eukaryota, Metazoa, Chordata, Mammalia, Eulipotyphla, Soricidae. The record is from RefSeq and is a predicted model, not a curated record. Gene Ontology annotation, cellular component: nucleus. The transcript is spliced from 24 exons.